This is a messenger RNA of Ictalurus punctatus (channel catfish), 1490 nucleotides long. It is a transcript of the gene ghsrb, whose product is annotated as growth hormone secretagogue receptor b. The record is from RefSeq and is marked provisional. NCBI's taxonomy places the organism in Eukaryota, Metazoa, Chordata, Actinopteri, Siluriformes, Ictaluridae. Gene Ontology annotation, cellular component: plasma membrane. Gene Ontology annotation, biological process: hormone-mediated signaling pathway; G protein-coupled receptor signaling pathway. Gene Ontology annotation, molecular function: growth hormone secretagogue receptor activity.
GAGAGAGAGAUGUCUCUGCGUCUUUGCGCUCGGAGCUAAAUCCUCGCGCAGCUUUUAUUUUUAUUUAAUUUUAUUUAUUUGAUUGUAGGUUUUGUUUCCGAGCUUCUCUCGAGCGCGAGAUGGAGAUGGGUUCCUGAAACAGACUUCUAGUGAAAGUGCAUCAUUAUGACUAACCGGACGAACGCGUCCAGCUGUUUGUGUGACGGUGACGCGCCGGACAGCACAACACACACAGACCUGGACUGGGACUUUGAGUACCCGGUCCAGCUGUAUCCUGUGCCAGUGUUAACCGGGAUCACUGUGACCUGCUCGCUCCUGUUCCUGGUGGGAAUUAGCGGAAACCUGCUGACCAUCCUGGUGGUCUUGAAGUACAAGGACAUGCGGACCACCACUAACCUGUACCUGUGCAGCAUGGCGCUGUCGGACCUGCUGAUCUUCCUGUGCAUGCCGCUGGACCUGUACCGGAUGUGGCGCUACCGGCCCUGGAACUUGGGCGACCAUCUGUGUAAGCUCUUCCAGUUCAUCAGUGAGAGCUGUACCUACUCUGCAGUGCUGAGCAUCACGGCGCUGAGCGUGGAGCGCUACGUGGCCAUCUGCUUCCCGCUCCGCGCCAAAGUGCUGGUGACCCGCGGGCGCGUGAAGGCGCUCAUCCUGCUGCUUUGGCUAGUGGCUCUGUGCAGUGCGGGACCCAUCUUUGUUCUGGUGGGUGUCGAGCACGAGAACGGCACCGACCCGCACGAGACCAACGAGUGCAAAGCGACCGAGCACGCAAUCCGGUCCGGGCUGCUCACCGUCAUGGUGUGGAUCUCCAGCGUGUUCUUCUUCCUGCCCGUGCUGUGCCUCACCGUGCUCUACAGCCUCAUCAGCCGCACUCUGUGGAGAAGGAAGAAGAACCCAGUGGGACCCGUGUCCAGUCGGGAGAAGAACAACACACAGACGGUGAAGAUGUUAGCCGUGGUGGUCUUUGCGUUCGUUCUCUGCUGGCUGCCGUUUCAUUUGGGCCGCUAUCUGUUCUCCAAGUCAUCAGAAGCUGAUUCUCCACUAAUCACUCAAAUGAGCGAGUACUGCAACCUCGUCUCCUUAGUUCUGUUUUAUUUCAGUGCCGCCAUCAACCCCAUUCUCUACAACAUCAUGUCCAAGAAGUACAGGAUUAUGGCCUGCAGGCUGUUUGGAGUGAGAUGCACUCAAGAGCGCUCAAAGUCGUUGAAUUCGGAGAACUGCCCGGUGUGGAACGAGUCCAGUGGAACCACAUGACAGAGGAGGAGUGGGUUCUGCUCUGAGGGCUGAAAGGUUCCUGUGGAGGCAAGAGGAAUUAUACACAAAUCCUUUUGAGCGUUCAAGCUUUUUAAAGUGGUGUAAAAUCACUCCGAGGGGUUACGGGUCAAAACGGCUCAGAACAGAUAAUUGACUUUUAUUAAAAAAAACUGUAUAAUUUCUCCAGUAGAGUGAAAACUUUUAUCUGUACUUCAUCAUAAAAACCCUGAACUGCU